Molecule: messenger RNA, 2791 nt
Organism: Liolophura sinensis
Lineage: Eukaryota; Metazoa; Mollusca; Polyplacophora; Chitonida; Chitonidae
Product: probable G-protein coupled receptor B0563.6
Exons: 2
Coding region: 160-1392 (410 amino acids)
Cellular component (GO): membrane
Source: RefSeq, a predicted model, not a curated record
AUUAAUCCUUGUUGAACAAUGUGUCCCAUGAGGACCGUGCAGAGCUGGCUGAACGCAAGGCUGUAGUCCUUAAGCUGGGAUGUCAUCUAAUGGGGAUUAAGAUCAUACUGCCUCAAGUGACCACAGGACACAGGUUUCAAUGUCAGUGACAUUGACCCAAUGGAGGGCUACUUGUUUGGAGCCAACCAAAGCUACUACCACACAGUGUUUGAUGAGGUUAAAGCAGCCACCUAUCUCUACCUGUACGUGUCACCAUGGUUGCUGUUUUUUGGAACUCUGGGAAACAUCUUGUCCUAUAUCAUCAUGCACAAGAUGAGUUCUCAUGUGUGGUCCACCUGUCUGUACAUGUCUGUCAUUCCGAUGGUGGACUUGGUCAUUCUCUAUGUGGAGUGUGGCAACAACUGGAUCAUCCGGCUUAGCAAGAACACCAUUAACAUCAGUCAGUUCCUCGUCGUCUCCUCUAACGCAGUGUGUAAAGUUUACACUUUCCUGUUUAAUUUCAUUUUGCACCUGUCCCCAUGGCUGAUUGUUGCUAUGCUGGGCGAGUGUAUGUUGUCGGUGCGUUUCACACGCCAGACGCCGCGUUUGUGCACACGUGAGCACACUCGUGCUGUCAUACUACUCAUCACUGUUCUCCUCAUCUGUGUCAACAUUCAGUAUUUCUGGACUUACGGAUUAACUAAGGGUAGCCAGACGUAUGUGAUUGCACUGUGUACAUACAUCCGCGAGUGGUCAGAGUCCUUUGGUAGAACAAUAUGGCCCACCAUCAACAACAUGAUUGGACACCUACUGCCUAUCCUUGUCACCCUUGUUUUGUGCCUCAUUAUCUCCCUUACAUAUGUCCGAAUGGUGCUCAGUCCGAAAUUUCGACGGUUACAGGAUGCCAGGAAUGAAGUCCUUUAUCAACAGAUGCUGGAUCCAAUAGCUUUCCAGGAAUUCCAGGGUACCAUUUUAGCUGUUGGAUUUGCGUAUCUUUUGUUAAUAUCACCACAGCUAUGCCUCAUCAUCUAUCGAUACAUUCUGUUUAACUACCAACAAAUCAAAUACACUAUGAAAUUAGAUGCGCAACUCAAACUCUUUUCUGCCAUCUGUCAUAUUCUACGUUACAUCUUCCUCAGCAUCAAAUUUGCAAUCUAUUAUGUUUCCAGCCGGAGAUUCCAACGGGAGUUUCGACAGAUAGUGCAGAUAAUCUUUAAGCCGUUCACGAAUUGCACAAAGCACAAGUAUGCCGUGAGGAGCAGCUCCCAUGUUGAAGAGAAAACCUGGCAGCAGGAUGAUGACCAAACAGUUCGCCUGGUGCUGGAUGGGAAAAAACAUGUCACCCAUGCCAUAGACAACAGUAUUGGGUUCACUUCACACUGCCGUGGUCAUCAUAUGACUACAGAUGUAUAGAUGGUUCUUCUUAUACUUCGCCAAAGUUCACCCAUGAUUCUAAAACGUUUUGAUAUAUACACACAUAUACCUGUGUUGUGCUGUGCUUGUGCACUGAAUUACAACUGUUUUUGGAAACGGUAAAUCCUGAGAUUCAGUGUUGUGCUUAGUGUUAUCCCCAGAUAGUGGACUGUGACCUGGUCACCAAACGGCAAAUUGGAGAUAUCUGUGCGAAUUAGUGGUUAAAAAAAUGGACAAUACAUGAGCAAAAUUCACUGUAGUCUGUGAAUUAGAGCACUGGAUUACAUAUAGUUUCAAAAUGCUCCACAAUUGUUAAUUACAAAGUGCUCUGCCAUCAGAUCUAAUUCCAGGAUAAUAUAAGGUUUUCAAACUAUAACCUUAAAAUUCCUGAUCCCAGAGGUUUAAUGUUUUAAUAUGUUCAAGGAAGUGCAGAGGUUGAAAGCCUAUGUGUACAAUUUUAGAUUCACAACAUGCCUAAUCUUCACCAUUGCCCGUGUAGGCAUGAACAAUGGAAUUAAGCUGAGGCAGUUACUUCUUGAAACAAAGAAGAAAUAUUUUCUUUUCUCUUUACAGUGUUACAAUAAUAAUACUGGUACCUCAUUUGCACAUCAUCAUUACCAAAUUCACUACCAUCAAAUGUUUCUGGAAUGGCCAUAUGGUUUAUUCUUUCAUUUAUUAACUGAUGUCCUAUCAUGUACUCAAGAUCAAAUAAUGCAGAUAUGUGUCCACAGUCAGGAAGAAACCAAUCUAAACCUGGAAAGUACGACCAUGUUUGGUUAGAUAUGGCAACAUCUAAAACAAUACUUUGGGCUGAAGGUUGCUUUAAUCACGGUUUUGAUCAUAUCGACCACAUUGUUUGUCUUACAUUCUAUCAAGUGUGUGGUUAUGCUGCCUAGCUGAAGUACCUUUGAGACCUGUAACAGUAAAUGCCAUGGCUUGCCAAGAAAUGGUAUACUGACGUACCUGGUGGACCAGUGUAUUAAACUUGGCCAGUCUUUUUGUGCAGUUCCAGUUAAUCAACUCAAGGCCAAUUUUGACAACUUAGAAAAAAAAACCAACUUGGCAGGUUGCAUGGAGAAUACUUGACAUGAGUUUGUUGUUGCACACUGUGCAUAUAAAGGGCUAUACUGACAAGAUAGCCUACUGUAAUCAAUGAUGUUAUAGUUUGCCACCCUUAAUUUGUGUGGCACUCUGUGAUGUGUAUGUGUGUCUGUACUAUGAAACAAAAUACCCUAACAUGUUUGACAGUUCCAAUAAAAAGAGUGGUCAUAUUUUUAACAAAAAUUGGUUAUGUUCUGUUUCAGAAUACCAUUGGAAUACAAACUAAAGCAUGUGAAUUUAGUCCUUUGUUUACAAGAUAACUUUGGUAAAUGUGUCUGUUAAACAUUGAAAUGUUCAU